AUGAACUUGUCUGUUCAGACCUCUUCUCUUAAGAAGGUUUGCUCGGAGCCCAGAGCCGCUCUUGCUCAGAAGUGUUUUGUGAGCCCACUGGAAGCGCGGGGCGUGGGGCCCACCCCGUUUGAGCUUAAACUUUGGAACAAAUACCGAAUUUCCAACAUUCCAUCGCUAAUAUUCCUAGAUGCUACCACUGGCAAGGUUGUGUGCAGGAAUGGGCUCCUGGUGAUCCGUGAUGACCCAGAAGGUCUGGAAUUCCCCUGGGGACCUAAGCCCUUCAGGGAAGUCAUCGCGGGGCCCUUGCUUAGAAAUAAUGGGCAGUCGCUGGACAGCAGCAGCCUGGAGGGGUCUCACGUGGGAGUCUAUUUCUCCGCACACUGGUGUCCACCUUGCCGAAGCCUCACCCGAGUGCUGGUUGAAUCCUACCGGAAGAUCAAGGAGGCAGGCCAGAAAUUUGAGAUCAUCUUUGUUAGUGCAGACAGGUCAGAGGAGUCCUUCAAACAGUACUUCAGUGAGAUGCCCUGGCUCGCUGUCCCCUACACUGAUGAGGCCCGACGGUCGCGCCUCAACCGGCUGUACGGAAUCCAAGGCAUCCCCACGCUCAUCGUGCUGGACCCACAGGGGGAGGUGAUCACACGGCAGGGGCGGGUGGAGGUGCUCAACGACGAGGACUGCAGGGAGUUCCCGUGGCACCCCAAGCCCGUGCUGGAGCUCUCUGACUCCAAUGCUGUGCAGCUCAACGAGGGCCCUUGCCUCGUCCUUUUUGUAGAUUCUGAGGAUGAUGGAGAGUCUGAGGCAGCCAAACAACUGAUUCAACCAAUAGCUGAGAAAAUCAUUGCAAAGUACAAAGCCAAAGAGGAGGAGGCACCACUUCUGUUCUUUGUGGCUGGGGAGGAUGAUAUGACUGACUCACUGCGAGAUUACACCAACCUACCCGAGGCUGCCCCUCUGCUCACCAUUCUGGAUAUGUCCGCCCGGGCCAAGUACGUGAUGGAUGUGGAGGAGAUCACCCCUGCCAUUGUGGAGGCCUUUGUGAAUGACUUCCUAGCAGAAAAGCUCAAACCAGAGCCCAUCUAGUGGAGCUCUGGGCUCCUGAGCCAUUAUUUAAGACUCAGUCUCCUCCUCCUCCUUCCCUUUUUCUCCUCUGCCCUUGGACUUUACCACCAUGUACUGAAUCACACAGCCCAAGAGUCCAACCUCUCUGUGGUGCCUUGUUUCUGCGUUAAUUCCUCAGCCAGCACCCAACAGUGCACAUCCACACAGCAGCAGCAGAACCCACCGUGUUGGGAGACUGCUUGGGAUGUGUGCAGGUGACAUAACCUAGCUAAAACAGGGACUGCAGCACUCUCUCCAGUUCACUUGUCAUCUCUUGUGAAGGCACUGUUAUGGUGAGGGACAGCAGAUGGGGGCUCUUACUCUGGGGUCAACACACAUACACAGCACCCAAGACAGCUGGAAGGGAACUGCUUGGUGACAGGUGCACACAGGUGAAGCAGAGAAAGAGCCGUAGGCUCUGCAGGCACCAGCUAAGAGCUGUUGGUGAGAGCAAGUUUUUCUGGGGGACCUCAUCUUUUUGGUCCUAGGUGAAAACAGCAGCUUGUCAGUGGGUUCUUGGGCAGCAGGCCUCCAAAUCUAAAAGGAAGCUCAUGGGUUUUGGGGUGAGAAAAAUGAGUAGCUAUGGUAAUGAUUCAUAUAGCAAUUGCUUACUUUUAUUGAGCUCCUACCAUGUGACUAGAGUUUGUAAUUCCUUUCCUACCUCUUUCUUCUUUGCUAUUAACUUUCCCCUAAUUUCUGCCUGCUGCUGCAAAUAGCUCCUACUGUCUUGGAAUUUUAUUAAUGAAUUCUUUUCCUUGGGCUUCUUCCCAAGAUACCGGGCUCUGAGUUCUUAGGGGAGCUCUGCCAAGCUGGCACAGACCUGCCUCUGCCCAGCUCUGUGCCUGAGGCUUCUGGACCUCUGCCAAGGCACCUGCACCCCCUUGCUGUUACCCUUGUCAUACCCUUUUCUUUUCAAAGCAACACUAAGAAGCAACAAGAAUUUACCAGAAGCCAAUCUUUUACCUAAAAAGAAGCUGCAGUGGAAGCUGGUGCCCUAGGGCAGGAGUGGGGGCAGACAGCAGGCAGGACGAGUUGGUCUUGGGCCCCCUUUGUUGGGCUCAGGUAGGUUGGCUUCUUACUUGAGCUGAACUAACCACAAAAAAGGGAACCAACAAUGCCCUUAGGCUUUGAGGGUGGAGGGUUUAGGCCUAGGGACUCACAAGGGCUUUUGCCUGUCUCAGUCAGGUGUCAGGGUCUUCAAAAAAUCCUGGGCGUUACCCUCAGCUUCACUCAGCACUUUGCCAACCAAAACCAUUUAUUUGUAAAACCCAGAGCUAUUGACACUGUCGUUACUUACUGAAAUGGAUUGUUGGUUUGUAGUGCAGAGGUAUAAAAUCAGUUGGUAAUUAGACUAUUUGAUGUUGCAGCCUGAAAUGCAAUCACCUAGUAAGAAAUAAAACAGGCAUCUCUGGACAUUACCAUCCACUUGGCCUUCCCUGAUCUAUUGGGGUGGCCAGAGACAACCUCUGGUGGUUAUGUUCCAGGAUUUUCAAGAAUCCCAGGAACUGGGGCUGGCGAUGUAGCCCAUUGGUGGUGGAGACUUGCCUAGCAGGGGCCUAGCAGGCCCUCAAUUCAUUUCUUGGCAUGGGGUGAAGAAGAUGUGGGGGGAUCCUAAGAAUUACCUUGGCCAUCUGUCAAAUCUUGAUUCCAGAAGCCAGGAAGUUCAUUUGGAUGAGAGUGCCAGAAGAAGAUCCCUUCUGGAGCUCUGGCCACCACCUCUCCUGGUUUGCCUUGGCACUUGGAGGGUAAAUUCCCAGAUUGCAGAAGUCACUGUGGACAUUCCCGUGGUCUCCAGUCCUGCAGGGGAGCUAAGGGCUCUGAAAUCUGAGAAGGCUGUGGGGGGGUGGGUUCACACAAGACCUAACUCGGUGUCUUAGUUACGUUCUUGUUGCUCAGGCACAAUACCCAGGACCCACAACCUAAAGAAGUUCAUUUUGACUCACGCGUUCAGUCCACAGUUUGCUGGCUCCAAAGCAGGAUGGCAUGGCAGAGAAGCAUAGUGUAGGGAAAACUGCUCAUGUCAUGGCAGCCAAGAAGCUGAAAAAAUAAGAGCCACAGAAGGAGAAACACCCUUCCUGGUCACACCACCAGUGACCUGCCUCUCCGACAGGCCCCACCUCCCAGCAACAAGUCAGCUGUAUCACUCCCAUCACAAUUCAGUCACCUUCCCAAAGCCCUGCCUAUGAAAGCAUGAGGCUCUUAGGGAGCGUCUAGAUAUAGACCAUAAUGUGCAGCAUGGGUGUCCCUGUGAAGAAUGAGGCAAGACUUGGGGACACCCAAGCCCAGCUCUAGCCAAGGCUAAGGGACUUCUGAAGGAACUCUCCCAGUACCUCUCGGGGUGGGUACAAGAUGAAGUCCCUCCCUUGGAAGAUUUCUGUCCGUGUCUCCCCCCACCCCAUAUCUUGUGUCAAGCUUUUCUUAGAGGCCAGAGGAUCCCUUUUAGUAGCUAUUCAUCUUUGGGAGCAUAAGCAACAAGUCCAGUGAUGAGUUGCUGAAGUCACUGCAAUGCAGUAAUUGGGACAUCUGUGAUACUUUGACCUGUACUGGAGUGACUCUUCUUACUAAAGCCAACUGGAUCCUUGUCACCAGAAUUCCCCUUUCGGAACAGAUGUGUAGGUUUAUGUCAGCAGGGAAGAUUUACUAAAAAGGUCUAGGUCUAGACUGUGGCUACACUGGGAGGAAAUACUAGGGAAGAGCUCCAUGGUAUGAGAAAUCCUAAAGGUUAUUGAUGUAGAUAAAGUGGGUGCAUGGCAGAUCUCACCAAGCCGCUCCAGAAUACCUUACAAGGCUUGUUGCUAUUAGAAGUGAUAUAUUCAAAGGCUUCUACCAGCAGCAAGGGAAGCCAUGCCCUGCAGGUUGAGACAGGAAAAUGGCUAUAGAAAUGCCACCUGGGGCAGGAGAUUUAGCUCAGUGGUGCCUCCACUUGCCUUGUAAAGUGCAAGGGCCUGAGUUUGAUC
Fukomys damarensis (Damara mole-rat) is the source of this 4046-nucleotide messenger RNA. It is a transcript of the gene Nxn, whose product is annotated as nucleoredoxin. Gene Ontology annotation, molecular function: thioredoxin-disulfide reductase (NADPH) activity. Lineage: Eukaryota; Metazoa; Chordata; Mammalia; Rodentia; Bathyergidae. The coding region runs from base 1 to 1071 and encodes 356 amino acids. The record is from RefSeq and is a predicted model, not a curated record. The transcript is spliced from 8 exons.